AGUUUCCUUUCUGGUCAGAUAAUUUUUCCUCAAAGGAUGACAAUGAAGCUUUUACUCUCUGUGGCUUUAUCAGGUAAGGAAUUUUAUCUUUCCAUAUAUCUUUUGCACCACGGAAACGAAGCAGAUCGGUAUAUGUAACGGUCCUCAAUUUGCGCUUGGCGCUUGAUAUUACUUUGUAAACAAGCGCUGAUCAUGACCUUUCUUCCCUGAUAAGUCAUGAUUCGUGUUGAUUUACAUUUACUGCUGUAGAUAUACGAUAAUGCACGUUUCUAAAAUACGGUUCUGUAAGAAAAUGGUGAGAAAAAACCUUGCUUAUCCAAUUAAAAAUUCGUCCUAAGUGUGAACUGAAGCUCGAGAAUCUUAUAUUAACACUUAAAAAUCGUUUUAGCAGGGCCAUGUACUGAUUCCGUUCGAUGACAUUUUCCCUUGUAUUGUAGUCUGUGCCAUAGUUCUGGGUGAUUCUCAGUCCUGUUCGAACGAAGGCGCCAAAGUCUCAGACUAUUGCGGUGAUACAUGUUACUGCAUUGGUGGUCAAAUUCAAAACUGCUGCCGAGUGCGAAAGGAGUUUACUUCUAUGACGGAAGCCGAGCGGAUACUGUACGUCAACACCGUUUGGAAAGCUUCAACCGAUCUUCAAUUUCAAAAUGAGUACCAGAAACUUAUAUCCAUGCACCAAAGAUUGUUUCCAACAGGAAUUCAUCAAAAGGAUCAGUUUCUACCAUGGCAUCGUUGGUGAGUAACUAAUUUUACGAGCUGAGGGUUCUGGACUAAGGCAAGAUAAUUCACACCCGCGAUGCUUCCCCCCGCCAAGGAGGAUAAAGGGCUGUGAAGUAGAUCCAGAGGAAGUAAAACCGGGGAAAAGCAAUGGAAUCUGAGCCACUCUGUUUUGAUAUAUCAUCCUUCCCCCCCCCCCCCCCCCUUCCUUUUACCUUCCUCUUGUUUCAAACCAUACACAUUUACACAUUUAUUAAACAUCUUUAGAUUAUGUGCUGGACAGUUUCUUCAACCACUCCAAAUGUUCUCCUUCAAGUUAAACUCUACAUUUACAUGCAUAAUGUUUAACACGAUACGGUUUAUUUGAUUUUUCUUUCCAAGGUACAUUCUUCAAUAUGAAAACCUAUUGCGCCGAGUCGAUUGCCGAGUAACCGUGCCUUAUUGGGACUGGAGUAUUGUCUCCAUGACACCCUGGCACACAGACAAUACAAGAGUUUGGUAUAGCGGACCCUCUGGAUUGGGAGGCAAUGGCAUUACACCAUCCCGCUGUGUUCAAGAUGGAGUCUUCGGUCAAGACUCAUGGACGAAGACAAACGAGGGUUGCAUCACCAGAGAUUUCAAUGGUUAGUUGCCUUCGAUAUUAUGUCGUUUCCUCGCUCCUGUCUAACCUUGGCGUGAGGGGGGAGGGAAGGGUGCAGCUACACGUAAGCUAUGUGGGAGAAAGAGAGGUUCAUCUAAUAUUUUUAUCAUUUAACCCAGUACGCAAAAUUACUUCCUGUCAGAGCGUGUUAAGAAAUCAUUGCGCACCAUUUUUUUAAGUCGUUUCAAGGGGUCUCGUCAGAGGGUGUUAUUGUCGUCUGUUCAAAGAAUUAGAGCUUGAAAGUAGAGGAUGCAUUUUAGGCCACCUUAAGGCGUAAAACCGUGUCCGCUUCUAAUCUUCUGUCUUCUGCAGGUUUUACACCUGACAUCAUUGCUGUCUACUUGACUCUGCUUCAUCCUCCCACCGUUGAUGGCUUCAAAAUUUUCGAGAGGGAUCUUCGAAUUAACCUCCACGACACAGUUCACUGUAGGAUAGGCGGUGACAUGUGUCUUGUCACCUCAGCUGAAGCUCCCGAGUUUUUCCUUCAUCAUGGCUUUAUCGACAAGAUCUGGUCAGAUUGGCAAGAAAAAAGCAGAGAUCAUUUGACAGCCCACUUUCGUAAUAUAACGAACCCAAUGAUUGGAACAGGAUACCGACCUGGAGAUUUUCUCGACAACUCAAAUCUUCCCGAUGUUGAAAGGCCAGGGUGGCCAACCUGUGUUUUAUACGACGACCCAACAAAUCCUGUCUACCGACAGGUCAUGCAGCGUCUUCAAGGAAUGACACGCGAGCAAAUUCUUGAAAUCCCUCGGCACUCGUUUAAGCCUCUUACUGGUCGCCAAAUGAGGUUUUUCCAUAUCAGCCCACAGGAGCAAAACCAAGCCAGACAAGAUCUGCGAGAAUUGGAACCACGCCACCAGCUUAGGGGGGAGGCUGGACUUACCGGAAUGGACAGGAACAUCGGUUUCAAGAUGGAGUCUCUUUCUGCGACCUUUGGAAAGAAGCGCUCAGUUAUUAAAAAUAAGUAAAUUCUCUAUGCGUGGUGGAGGGUGGAGGGUGGAUGGCUCAGGAAAACUGUAGAAAACAUAUUUGACAAAUUUCUCGCAUUGUAUUAUGAUGCUUUCCACUAAAAAAAAGAAACACAAUGAUACAUUUUAAAAGCAAUUUUUCCGCUUAAUGGCCCAUGCACUUACAAUCAUCAUGGAAGCGUUGAUGUGCAUUUUAAAUUUGCUGCAGUCGUUGAGAGAAUGAAUAAAUCUAGACAGUCUAACGCUAAUUUCUGCUGGAGUUUCCUUCGUCACAAGAAUGAAAUCAGAGAAAAAGUUAUUGUUAACACUUGAAAGCAAAGGCUGGCAAUUAAAGAGUUCCAAAUAUUACUUCACAAGACGAAAUGUUUGGCAAUACUGAAACAUGUUGUAUUUGGAAGGAAAAAGUGUUCCAAAACCUCACAAUAAAAUUGGUCCGUAAUCAGCUAGUUAAAGCUUGGAGUGAGGCAUUGAAAUAAUUUUUUUCUUCACUGAGUUUUUUUCGACCUGUGCCGCGGACUUCGCCGAAAAGGAGGAACUGCUCGUAGUGGUAAUGCCGUUAUCGCCGAUUACACUUAAUAAAAUCCAGUAGUUUGGCGCUGAAAUGUUCAUACAGAUUUGAAUAGCUUAAGCUCUCUAAACUCAAUAUAAAAAGAACAGAAACCAACUUUGUUUUUUUAAGUUUCUCAUUAACACGUUGACCGAACGCUAAUCAAUAUGAUAUUAGAUACGUUUUGUUCACUUUUUUUGUCACAAGACAGAAUUAUUUGCCAGGAUUUAGCCCUUCACAGUUAAUAAAAUCCAUCAGUGCGUUCUAAAAUCUCUAUCUUAUUAUCUUUUCUUUUUUAAAUGGUUAAAAUCUAAGAUUUAUGAGGUUACUAAAAGAAACGGUCGGAGUUUGCUCAACAGGCUAGUUUGCAUAAUUCUGCUGUCACGCUAGCAAAAUCAUUAGACGUUUGAAGUCACUACGGCGAAGAAAAUUAAUAAGUGCAAGAUAUUUUUACAUUUCUAUGCUUUCGAACAUCUUAUAAGAAGUAAUCAACCGGAAUUUUCAAUGGUAUGGUCGGGACUUAGGGAAAUAUCGACCCACGAAAGAAAGAGUAUACUUUUGACCGAUUUCAGAAAGCUGUCUGACGGGUGUUUUAAAUAAAUUAUGACUAACCUCUGAAAAGACACGUAUCAGAAUUGAAACGCUUUCCAAACCCCUUGUAUAUCACAAAAUUUAGGAGUACAAACGAUUUCUUGCUGCAUGUAGUGUGUUACGAGGAGCGAGAUUGUCAACUUUUGAAAUUUUCGAUGUCUCGAGGUAAAAAAAGGGCCGUUUGCAGCUUUGUUUAUUUUGAGAGCUCUCAAGGAAAUUUUUUUAACGUAUUUCCAGAAACCAAAGUGUUUUCUUUUAUUUAUUACCAAAGAUAGUUUAAUGGGCAAAUUUGAGUCAAAACUUUUUUCCGACGCGAACCGCCCCGGACCGCUCUUACAGAGAUCGCCGCAAAAUUUAUACAAGCUUUUUUCUUUGCCUAGUAGAUGACUAGUCCGAUCAACUUUAGAGCAAAACUUAUUCAAAGUUGGAGCUUAACUUAAAAGAGGUGUAGAAAUAUUUACGCUAUAGUUUUUUAAUUGUAAAAUGAGUAAAAUUUAAUGCUUUCAAAUGCAUUCCACAAACUCUGCAUAACCCGCCGAUCAAUCAUUUUUCCCAUACCUUAUUACAACUGAGCAUGAAUAUGAAUGUUGGUGAAUGGGAUACUAUUGCAUGCGCUCUGCACAUUGUUAAAGUCAGCAGCGUUGAAAGUGUCGUCUGAGAAAAUUAGAUAAGAAAGACGAUAAAGUUACAUCUCGGUCUUGUGUGUUAUUUUUCUCGUCUCAAGCGUCGGGUAGAGGAAAAAAUCAAGUUAUGCCUCCCAUUAGAAAUUGAACCCCAACGAUGCGAAUGAGAAAGAUGGAACUCGGUGACAUUGCAAAAUGACAUCCAGUAGCUGAUAAAUGUCUUAUUCCUUUUCCCAGGUCUGAUGGAAAAUGACGUGAUGGUGUGAGGAGAAGUCAGCAUUGUUAUCAGGCUUAUGACCCGUGCGGCCCUGCGUGCAAUCCCAUGGAAAACCUUGAUGAAAGCCGACGUGUGUAGGGCCGGAUACAGAAGGAGCCGUCCAGCCCUGCGGCACUCACACGGCUUUGUUGCAAAACCAAAGGAAAAACGAAAGGAGUAGAAAUUAAAGUCACGUUUUUCGAUGAAUUGUGAGUUUUUUGCUCUGAUUCGGAGAAACAAAGAAAAGUUGGAGAAGUCCAGCUUGUGCACCAUUAGGCUGAAACAAAAUUGUCGAAAUUCUCAAUGCUUAGUGGUCAUAUGAUAAAAUGUUUAUUGAUUUAGUUUGGUCGAGCUAUUUUUUUUUUCCGCCGUCCGGCCCUCCCACUCGGUCAAUAAGUAUAUAUAUUAUUACCAGUUAUAAUGAGGAGCUUUUCCGUAUGUGUUUAGCGAGUUUUAACGUGACUCUGGCGCCGGCUAUAGCACCAGCUUGAAAUCUGGUGUUUUUUUAAUACUAGAAACUAGGAGUUCUCAAUUGAUCUAGAUUUCUUGGCAUCGGUUUGUUCACAAAAUCGGAUGUUUAAGAGAAGUUUAAGGAAUGAAGUUACAACAUUACAAAUUGGAAAAUUCAUAAAGAGGCUAAUAAAAAAAGACUUUUGGUUUUUCAGAGUUCAAGUUAUCAAAGCAAAAACCAAGAAAAAUUUGUCACAAAGAAAAACUGUUGUCAAAGCUAAUUAACAAAAUGACGGUUUUGACAAUUGAUUCAGAAAAACUAAUUUGUUUCGAAUCGCUUCUUAAUGACCUCCCCCACUUUUAUUCACCAAUUCCAAUACAGUAAUGCUCACUUAAGUUCCUCUAGCACAUUUUAUUUUAACCCUCCCGAAAAAAACCCACCUCUUAAAUUGUCGUUGUUUUUCCAAAACUACCUUGUUGUUGAAUUUUUACUCCACAUGUUUUGACAGCCAUUUCAAAAUAUAAAGUUAUUUUGAAUUUUCUGACCAAUUGAAAUUGGACACAAAUUUCCUUAAACAUUGAAGACAUCAAAAGAACUGGUUUUCGAACAAAACUUGCAGUUUGUAAGGGUUAGUAGUUUGAAUACGUCUGUCAUCCAUUACGAAACUACACUCCGUCUUCGGUGGGAGGUAAGAAAAAAAAAACAUUGGUGCUCCUCAUCGGCUGUCAAACUAAUUGCUUCUUUGUGACAUAUAAGACUAUGAUAGAAAAAUAACUGCAUUGAUGCUAAAAACCAUCAUGUAAUUUCUUUACCGAAUUUGUAAACAGGGGAUUAAGCUUCGAUUUUGAUAUAAGAGAAUGAACAAGCUUUAUAAUCUAAUACGGUACAUGGUCCCAAAAUUCAGGGAAUAAAUCAUGAAACUGAAAAUAGCCAUAAAUAAUUGUUUUAAAGAAUGGACUUUAACCGCAGCUGAACAAAUUAAAUGAGAAAUUACACAAAAGAAAGUCUGAAUGCUUAGUUGAACGAGCCAAUCACUGUGAUCUAGUUUAUCAUAAAGUUUGACUGCUUGAUUCACUGGUUUUGCUCCGUAUUUCCCGAGAUCUAAAAUUUAACUCUCCUUCUAAGGCUGUAUUCUUUUCUUUAAAAACGUGUUGAGAGAAUUUGGUGCUUCAUCAACGCCGCGACUACACUUAAAGUUAGUCCAUUUGCUAAAAUGUUUAACAGUCGUAACAGUCGAUCAACGGUUUUUAAAUAGAGGAUACGAGUGAACAGCCUCGUGGAAUCCUGAUUUUAUAUAUUGUGAGUUUGUACUAAAAGAGUACGAUACGGCAAUACAUUGGCUCUAACUGUAGACCAAGAAAGGCAAGGCGAAAGAACCGUAAAAGUUAGAAUUCAAAAUCCAAAACGUCAUUCGUUAUUUAUUCUUGUUUGUGGUUAGAACAACGAGGCGUUCAUAACUAAGUUUGUUUUUCAACAAAGGGUUGUCUUUUCAUCUUGGUUGUUUUGGCGGAGAAAUUACCACCAUUAGCGAGUGCUUCUUGUCUAUAUGCAAGUUUUAUUUCCAAAAGAUAAACAAAGUGCGAAGAAAGACUUUCUUGAUAUGAUAAAACCACCUGCUAACCUGAUUUAUACUGUGAGCGAUGUAGUAUAAAAAGGAGACAUUUUCGCUACGCGCUCGUUCGAUUCUGAAAUCACGAGUAUUAUUUCAGGCAAAAGCGCACUCCCUCCACUUAGUUCAAUCACCAUUAUAAACUAGACCCUGUAGGUUUACUGACAUUUUUCUGUCAUAGAGUGUUUCUGUGAUUCUUUUAUUCUCUAGUUUUAAUCCUUCACCAACCAUGAGAGGAAGAUUUUUAAUGUUUACUUUCUUGGUGGUUGCCUUCUACCUUUCAGGUAAUAACUCUCAUAUUUCAAAGUCUACCUUACUUUAACAGCCCUUUUAUCGUUUAUUCUACCCGAUUUAAGUCGCAGCCAUGAACACACGACUUCCACUUGCUUAAAAAUUCUAGAAGAGCGACAAUUUUUUGAAGCUAGUGAUAUGCCUAGAGUCUGAAAACGGCCAUACAGUUUUUCCGACAAAAAUACUUUUACAUUACACGUAGGUAACGUAGGUCGUACACUUUAUAAUUUUAUUAGCUUUUGAAGUAGGAGCUUCUUGUAUAUGGCCGGUUCCCCGAUAUGUUUUUUAAAACCUUUCAUCUUCAAUGCUGCUGCAACUAGAAGUUCUCUGUACUCUUACAUAACAUUGCCUUAGUCAUUGCAAGACCUCACAUUUUUUUUUAGCGCUGAAACCGUUGUCUUUCUUGCCCUUAUAUUAGGGGAUUGUCAGUAACAGCUUGAGUAUCAGCUUGUUCAAAAUUAUUUCCUUUUUCAGUGGCGUCAUCUCAAGGCCGCCAUGACUAUUCGUGCAGCACCUAUCAAGAAGGUCAAGCAGUCGACGGUCCGUGUGGGCAGCGGUGCAUUUGUGUGAACGAGAGGCUGCGAUACUGUUGUCGACAAAGAAAAGAUUUCCCCUCAAUGACUCGAGAAGAAAGAAUUCGCUAUGUAAACACAGUCAUCAAAGCCUCGACUCAUAGAAGAUACAGAAGACAAUACAACCGAAUUAUCGCCAUGCAUGCGAGACUGUUUGAUUCCGGAAUUCACUCUAAACAGCAGUUUUUACCAUGGCACCGUUGGUAGGUCAUAUGACUUUCUUUCCCUUAAAUUUAUUCCCGCACAUAUUAUCUAGGCAAUAAGGUCAUUCUCUGAGGUCAAGUAACCAAUUCUAGAGUGGUUGCCCCCGUCACAUCUCCGUUUUCCAUCCUUUAUCCUUUAUCAAUUUACCUCUACUCUCCAUUUCCGUGGAUACAUUAUCCGCCGUCCAUCCUUCCUUCUCAAUAUGCAAUAACUUCAUAUUAUAUUUCCUUUAUCAGGUUUCUUCUUCGCUACGAGAAUUUUCUACGCAAGGUGGAUUGCCGAGUGACUCUUCCUUACUGGGACUGGAGUUUGUUCGCUAAAGGUGUUUGGCGAACAGGCAUAGACGACAUCUGGUCCAACAAGCCUUGGGGACUGGGAGGAAAUGGUCGGAAGAAAAAAUCUCACAGAGCUGGAUGCGUUAAAACCGGGCGUUUCAGUCAACGUAAAUGGCGGUUGACACCCUCGGCUAAAAGAGGAUGCCUAAGGAGAAAGUUCUCAGGUACAGUUUACAUAAUGACUGCAAUCCCUUUCGAUUGGCUCCUGUCUUCUUUUCGCCGAGCACUCAACUACUAAUCAUCUAAGCCUGAAGCCCAAACUUUAAACAAAAUCUUGCUCGUUCGUUCAAACCAUGUUCUUCAAAGACUAAAGGUAGACUUAAGGUGACCCUGAAAACCAGAUCUUACGUAGAGUUUCCAGUUGACAGUUCAAAAUCGCGAAAGCUUCGCCCGGUUUCAAGUUUUUUCCUGAUAGUAGAGAUAGGGUGGUAUGUCUAAAACUCCAUAACAGGUAUUUAUUUCUUAAUUUUUUUACCUGACAGCUCCAGCCCCAGAUAUUAUUGCCCUUCAUUUGACAAAAGCACAUCGUCCACGUGAGUUCACUGAGUUUGAGCUUAACGUACGUGCUAACCUCCAUGAUGCCUUCCACUGCGAAAUUGGAGGAACAAUGUGCGCUCAUAACUCUGCAAACGCACCGGAGUUCUUCUUACAUCACGCAUUCAUCGACAAGAUUUGGGCGGACUGGCAGGCAAAGAGUAAUGAUCACAUGGAGACUUACUUUACAACUGUUCCCAGAUACGUCCGAAUGGAGGGGAACGAUUUCCACCCGAGCGAUUACAUAGAUACGUUUAACCUGCCCCACCCUAAUGUAGACAGAACUGAUGACUACAUUUGUGUUAUGUAUCAAGAUGCAGCUCAUCCGCUUUACAAAGAGAUUACUCAGCGCCUCGAGAAGCUCAGCACACGUGAAGUAAGGACAAUUCCCCGACUGUACUUCAAACCGGCAACCACAAGACAGCUACGACGUCUUGGAGUGAAGAGGAAAGAACGGAGACACGCGAGAAAGCUUCUUAAUAAGGAACUUGAACCUAGGAAAAGAAUCCGCAAGAGUCAGUUACGCAAAGAGUACGAUAAGCUUCUAGGUUUUAAACUUGACGACAUUCCUUUCCGAUAUACAUCCAGGGAUUUGCCAACGAGAAACACAAGUCUCACAUAUGAUCGCUGGCUAGCUAGAUCUCUAAACGCAGCUGAAAUGUCAUCCGAAGGUCUUGAGUUCUUCCGGCGUGCAAACAUUUCCAAUGCCAUGGUGUAA
This is a messenger RNA of Pocillopora meandrina, 9053 nucleotides long. The record is from the annotation of a GenBank genome assembly. Lineage: Eukaryota; Metazoa; Cnidaria; Anthozoa; Scleractinia; Pocilloporidae.